Molecule: messenger RNA, 5941 nt
Organism: Brassica rapa (field mustard)
Lineage: Eukaryota; Viridiplantae; Streptophyta; Magnoliopsida; Brassicales; Brassicaceae
Product: two-pore potassium channel 5
Biological process (GO): potassium ion transmembrane transport; stabilization of membrane potential
Cellular component (GO): plasma membrane; plant-type vacuole membrane
Molecular function (GO): potassium ion leak channel activity; outward rectifier potassium channel activity
Source: RefSeq, a predicted model, not a curated record
UAUAACUUAAGAAAGAAACAAUGAAGAAAAAUAUUUUAUUAUUAUAUAAGUUAUAACCUCACUGUUAAUUUGUGAGAUUACUAUCUGUUAACAGUUUAUAAUUAAAAAGAUCUUUAAAAGAGAUGUUGGUCCUCAGUUAAAGUUUAUGAAAGUAUUGUUUAGAUGCUCGAUAAUAUUGCAAAUUUAGAGGAUAUCAAUCUCACAAUUAUAAGCUUAAUGCAAGAAUAUGGUUUCUCCUCUCUUGAUCCAUUUUGAAGAAGUGUAUUGGACUGUUAAAAUAUGAUAGUACAAUAUGCUAAUUAAGCAUUUCACACCUGUUUCUAAUGUUUUCCUAAGAUAUGUAAGGCCUAAUGUUUUUCUAAUGUACCGUACUUCAUAUCAAUACAACAAGCAUAUUCACAUCAUUGACUUUGAUUUUUAACAGUCCAAUUUAUUUCAAUAUCAAACAACAAGCAUAUUCACACCAUUGACUUUGAUUUUUCAAAUUAAAAUAAACUAUACUAUCACGUCUUUUGCUUUGAUUCAUUGCCUCUCCAUAAACCAAACUUUUCCAGAUCCCAUACAGCGCAAUCAAGUCUUAAGAAUACCUUUCUGGAUGUUGUAUCCCAUCCUAUCACCAAAUUAGGAUGAAGGAUAUUAGGUAUUAUGAAGAAUCUCAUAAUCCUACAUGGAGGUAAGAUUGGAUGACAAUGUAUAUCAAACUCCAUUGUAAGUUGAUGUGGGGUUUAUAAUUUAAGAAAGAAAAAAUGAGGAAAACUAUUUUUUUAUCACAUAACCUCAGUGUUAACUAGUGAGAUUAUUAUCUGUUAACAAUUAAAAAAAAAACAAUUUCUAAAAAAUGUUGGUUGUGGUUUAAAGUUUAUGAAAUUAUUGUUUAUACGCUAAAUAAAUUUAUAAAAUUAGAAUCAUAAGUAUAAUCUUAAAGCAAGAAGGGUUUCACCUCCCUUAAUUAGACCCAUUUUGAAGAAGUCUAUUGGACUGUUAAGAUAUGAUAGUAUAUUCUAAGCAUAUCAGACCUAUAUUCUAAGGUAUGAGACCUAAUCUAUGUAUAAAUAUAUCUGGUUAGAGUGUAAAGUACUUCAAUAUCAGUACAAAAAGUAUAUUCACAUCAUUGACUUUAUUUUUCAACUUAAAAUAAACUAUGCUAGCACGUUGAUUUUUGCUCUGGUUCAUUGCCUCUCCAUAAACCAAACCUUUCCAGAUCCCAUAUAUAUCCAACCCCUUCACUAAACUAGGAUGGUGAAUAUUACUAUAUUAGGCAUUAAGAAGAAUCAGAGCAACCCUUCAUUGAGGUAUAUUGGACAAUACCAGAUGAUGAUAAUAGACCCACCACGAAAAACGAAAUUAGGAAAUCACAAGGUAUACAUUAGUGUGUAAAGGCCAAACCCAUGGCAAAUAUCCAAUUGUAGAAAAUAGUGAUUUAUGACUUUUUCAUGUGUUAAUACUCCUAUGUCACAACGUAUACAUAAUUGUGUUAAGGCCAAACCCAUGGCCAAUAUCAUAACAUUGAUCACCAUGUGAUGUUGAUUUGUAUAAAAUAGUGAUUUAUAUGACGUCUCAUGUUCAAUACUCCUCAUGCAACCAAAAGAAAAAUGUUUUAGAAAUUGCAUUCUAAACUUUAUAUUUAAGUUUAUUAAUUAACAGUGUUUGACAAAAAAAAUAACAAUAGUUAACAGUGAAAUAUUUUAUUAAAUUUUUAUUAAAAAAAAUAUUAGCUAUAGAAAAUAGUGGAUUUAUAAGUUCCACUUGUAUUUUUAAUAUGGUGAAAAGCCGGGGAAAAAAAAUUAAUUUGAAAUGGAUAGGUAGGGUAGUACUAACUAUCCAAGUGUACAUUCACCCAAGGAAUCAAUAAUUGAUAAAGAGAAGUGGGAAAAGAAAAGAGAGAUAAUUAGUCACCUUCACUAAUUAUACAAAAUAAACUUUCAUUCGGAUCAAUAGUUGUAUUAUAUCGUGUUUGAAUCUUGUAAAAUACUUAUGAUAUCAAUAUAUAUUCUGAUUUUGUCGAAAAAAUAAACUUUCAUCAAUCAAUCAUCAUAUGUAUGCAUUAGAUAGCAUAUAAAUUGCAUGUGGUCCAGAAUAUCGAUUAUCAUUUUCCAUACGUGGCAUAGUAGACCCCACGCUAACAAAAGCCUAUAAGUUAUUACACACCCCACCACCAAACACCAAUCACACUUGUUCUUGUCCAUUUUUUCAAAACUCAAAAACUUUUUUUUUUCUCUCGUUUUAGAAUUUUACGUUAAAUAAAAGAUUAAAUUUUUUUCUAAUUUGUUGUUUUGGAGAUUCCUCCUUUCUUGGGAAAUGGAGAACCAACCUUUAAUCAGUCCUCAAUCACGUUACCCCCUCCACCCCAUCCCGGAAAACCCCUCCUCCUCCUUCUCCGCCGUCUCCGCCGCCGCCACCGCCGUCACAAUCCCUCACUCAAUCUCAACCACAUCUUUCUUCCAAGAAAACAUCCCCCACGACCUCGAAAAAUCCGAACUCGACGACUCCUACUUCAACAACCCUCGUCCACUCCACCGAUGCCGCACGGCACCAGCCAUGGUCAUCAUCAAAGACCUCACACCCAACAAAUCCUCCUCCUCAGAGCCCAAGAAGCCUUCCCCAAUCUCCAAAUCAAUCAUCAAACAAGCCAUCUUCCUCCUCGUCGUCUACCUAACCUUAGGCGUCUCAAUCUACUCCUUCAACAGAGACCACUACUCCGGCGUCGAGACCCACCCCGUCGUCGACGCGCUCUACUUCUGCAUCGUCACCAUGUGCACGAUCGGCUACGGAGACAUCGCCCCGUUGACUCCCUGGACCAAGAUCUUCGCCGUAGUCUUCGUCUUGUUCGGGUUCGGUUUCUUGGAUAUUUUAUUAAGCGGUGUCGUCAACUAUGUUCUUGAUCUCCAAGAGAGUAUGAUCCUCACCGGAAUCCAAAUGGGCUCCUCGAGAGGGCAGCACCAUAGAUUCUCUGCUAAAGACUAUAUAAUUGAUUUCGAGAAAGGGAGGAUGAGGAUAAGGAUGAAAGUGUUUUUAGCGCUGUGCGUCGUCGUUUUGUGUAUCGGAGUUGGCGCGCUGGUUUUGCAUUUCGUCGAGGGGCUUGAUUUAGUUGAUUCGGUAUACUUGUCGGUUAUGUCGGUCACCACGGUCGGGUACGGUGACAGGGCGUUUAAGACGCUUGAAGGGCGGCUUUUCGCGGCGGCGUGGCUGUUAGUGUCGACGCUCGCGGUGGCGCGUGCUUUUAUUUAUCUGGCGGAGGCGAGGAUUGAUCGUAGGCAUCGGAGGGCUGUGAAAUUCGCGUUGAAUAGAGAGAUUACUGUCGAGGAUUUGCUAGCUGCUGAUACUUAUCAACAUGGUUUCAUCAGUAAAUCAGAGUAUAUUGUGUUGAAGCUUAAGGAAAUGGGGAAGGUCAGUGAUAAAGACAUUAACCAAGUUGUGAAUCAGUUUGAUAAACUUGAUCCUAAUAACUUGGGGAAAAUCACAUUACCUGAUCUUUUGGGAGGUCCUUUGUGAUAUAAAACAUACUUUGUUUUUCCUUCUUGUACAAUUAUAUUUUUCAUUUUUUUUAAAGAAGAACUGGACAUAUGUAGCAGCACUGAUUCAUACAAAGAGUUAUGUCUCAGUUCAUUAGAGAUAAUGUAAAUGUGUAUUUUUUUAUGCUUUGUACAAAUAGAUAGUUCUCCCAAAAAAACAAUAUAUAUUUCAAAUAAUUAGCCUGUUCUUUUGGAUGACAUUCACCAUGAGUUUGGUACUUUGGUACGAUAUAAAACAGAUGUAUCAAGGGGUCUCAUAUAUAUCAAUAAUAAAAAGGAGUCUUAUGGUUAUGGAGAUCUUAAUCUUUGUCACUGGUGAGAUCAUUGGGUGGAAAAGGAAGCUCCAAAGUUGCGGCUUUUUGUCUCUUGAUUAAGUAGAAAGGUUGGUUGACCAAGUCUCACAUCCUAAUUCAUGCACAAAAACUUUAGCACAAAAAUAGUUAUUAAACAAUAACAUUUAAUUUAUAAUAUUUUCAUAAUUCCAGUCUUAUCCUCUUUUUUAAAAAUCAAACAUACUAUCAAUUUAUCAUUCAAAUGAAAAAAAAAGCAAGUUGAGAGUUGUUAAAUGACACUAGUCCCUUACAAUGACUAUAGAUAAAACACAAUAUGUUAUCUGUAUUAUUGAUAGGUAUGGGUUAAGUUUCUAGGAUAUAUAGUAGAUUAUGACUUAAUGUAUGAUGAAUUAAAAAAUUAAGUAUAUUUGGGUGAUAUUAAACAAAAAUGAUUUUCCCUCAGAAAAAUUAGAACUUUGGGUCCGAUUAGUAAUGUCUGUAACUUUAAAAAAUUUGAUAUAGAAAAAAAUAUGUAGAUUUUUUGUUGUGAUUUUAGAUUUUGUGGCUUUAGAAUUUUAUGGAAAGUUUUAAAAAAUUGCUUUGGAUUUUUAGCUUUACAGAGCACUUGUACAACUGUAGGUUAUUUCAAGAGCUGUGAUUUUGAAAUUUUUAUUAAAACUUGAUUGAUGUGAAUUUAGUGCUGUAAAAAUAAAUGAAGCUGUGGAAAACACCUACAGCAAUUAUCAAUCACCCAAAUUAACUUGAAAAAAUAGAAUCUGAAUACAAAAUUGGUGUUAGUCACACAGGCGCAUGAAAAUAAUAAUUAAUAAAUAUUUUAUUCACAAUUAAGUGUUAUAAUCACAAUUAACAACCUAAAUGUGUUUUUAAUUAGCUUACCAGUGAUUGAUUGCUCUAGCUUUGAAUAAAUAGAUAAACACGACUAUUACUUUUUCGUUUCGAUCAUAGAUUUCAUGUUGGAGACAAUAUUUCUGUUUUCGUACGUCUCGUAUCAUCGUAUGGACCGACAAUAAAGAAUCACAUAAAGUUAUAGCAAAAGGGUAAUGUAAAUGGGAUCCACAUCUAUGUAUCCAUUUACUUUGAAUGGAUCAAACGUAUGAUCUUUUUGUUUUUUCAAAUCAUUUAGUUAGCACUGUCGUUGUUUGUUGAGGAUUGCUUGUAGUUUCGUGUUGUACUAACUAGAGAAUACGUGUAUUGCCGUAUCUGUGACAAGAAUAUACGUGUAGUGCCGAAUUUGUGACAUGUAAAUAGAUCUCUGUUUUCAAUUGAUUUACACUUAUUACAAGUCAACCAUUACAUAAUAAAAUAGAUUUUAUAGUACUAUCUGUUGUCUAUUUCUAAGUUUUUAAAUGUUAUAUAUCUAACUGGAAAUUUUGAUAGAUGGAAUCUAUAAUAGUUGAUGCGUUCAAUCAACCGCUGCUUACUCACUACUCGUCAUUGUUCUUAAAAAAAAAAUGGCGAUGAUAACAUGGACCGAUAUAACCAAAGAAAAGAAGUUCACAUUUAUCAAAUCUGGUAAUAGGAUAUCAAAGCUGCUAACACAUUAUCAAAUACUAUUAUAUGCUAAUUGAUGUCAAUUAUCAAAUCCCCUCUAGUGCCGGUAGAGAAAAGCCAACAUCAGUCCACAAAACUUUCCUCAAGACCAACAACUAUUCGACAAUCUACAACUUGCUUCAAAUCUUUGAAUUUUGGAGUCUAAAGGAACAAAGUCGCAGAUACUAACCAAGGAGGAGUUGGCCUAUUGGUUUAAAACUGUUGGAUCAUCUAACAGAAGUCUAAGAGGUCGUAGAUUCUUCCUAGUAAAAAAAAAAGAGUUACUCAAGAACACAUGUACCAGUCACACAUAGCUAGAGGCAGAGCAUCAUGGUUGCAGACAGAACCAACUAUUAUUGGAUGCCUCUCAUGUUUGAGCUUCUUCGCUCUUUUAGCUUGAAGUUUCACACUAUUAGUGAAACUAAACUUAGUCAAAUUGACUAGAGUAGAAUGCUUAUCUUAGUUAUUGUAGAAUCAGAACAACAAAACUACAUAAACUAAAAUCCAAACGAAGUAGUAAUGCAAGCAUCUCCAUGUUCAGGAUCUUAACAACAUUUUAAUGUCAUCAUUAAUAGAACAAUAGUAAACAAACCAGUAAAAAAAAAA